Molecule: messenger RNA, 621 nt
Organism: Fusarium venenatum
Lineage: Eukaryota; Fungi; Ascomycota; Sordariomycetes; Hypocreales; Nectriaceae
Product: glycolipid transfer protein domain-containing protein
Biological process (GO): intermembrane lipid transfer
Cellular component (GO): cytoplasm
Molecular function (GO): lipid transfer activity
Source: RefSeq, a predicted model, not a curated record
AUGUCUGACGCCGCUUACCCCCCUGGAGGCACUAUUGUGCAGUCGCUCAAGCGAUCUUUCGUCGACGUUCCCGUCGAUGAGGCCAACGGCAAGGCUGUCUCUACCACUGAGUUCCUCGAGGCUUCCGAGUCCCUGACCACCAUCUUCGAUGCCAUUGGUGGUGUUGCUUUCGGUCCUGUCAAGAAGGAUAUCCUUGGCAACGUCGAGAAGCUCCGUGCCCGCCAAGCUGCCGCUCCUGCUGAGUCCGGUACCGUCCAGGACCUCGUCCGCAAUGAGCUCAAGUCCGGCAAGCACACUGCCACUGAGGGCUGCCUUUGGCUCGUCCGGGGUCUUGACUUCACCUGCCAGGGCCUUGAGCUCAACGUCGCCAACUCCUCCCAGGAGCUUGCUGACUCUUUCCGCACUGCCUACGGCAACACUCUGAAGCCUCACCACAGCUUCAUGGUCAAGCCUAUCUUCAGCGCCGCCAUGUCCGCUGUUCCCUACCGAAAGGACUUCUACGCUAAGCUUGGCGAGAACCCCGAGCAGGUCGAGGCUGAGCUCAAGACUUAUCUUGCUUCCUUCACCAAGAUUGUUACCAUCCUCAAAGAGUUCAUCAACAGCCCUGAGGCUAAGUGGUAA